AUGGACGUUGCAGGGUGGGCUUGGUGGGCGGGUUUUGACCCGGGGGGGUACAGGCGCAGUGGGGGGGCCGCAGGUGGUGCAUGUGAUGAGAUUGGGGGGUGGUGUGCCGGUGCUAGUGGGUUGUCGCAUCUUCUCCCUGAUUGUGGGGGGGUGGUACACGGGUCGGUCCCUACUCCUUCCGUUGGGCUAGUCUUGCGACUGUUGGGCUCCGUCUUCGUGCUACUCUUCCUGGGUCUUUUUUUGAACGCGCGGGACGAUUGGGCUUUUGUGAGGGCGGAGGAGUGUUCGGCCGCUAGUGCUGAGGUACAGCGGCGUCUUGGGUCUGGUGGGAUUGACGUCGGGGGGGGUGUGGGAGCGGAUGAUUGA
This is a messenger RNA of Knipowitschia caucasica, 366 nucleotides long. The record is from the annotation of a GenBank genome assembly. NCBI's taxonomy places the organism in Eukaryota, Metazoa, Chordata, Actinopteri, Gobiiformes, Gobiidae.